GCCGGAGCGCGGGGGGUUGUGGGUAACGCUCCCGGUUGGGAGCUCUGCGGAGAGCGCUCGGCCGGGGCCGGGCCCCCCGUGCUGCGCUGGGCCGGGCCUGCUCGGGCGGGCCCCGCACCCAACGGCCGCGGGUCUGCGGGUGCUGAUACCGCCCGUCCGCCCCGCGCCGGCCGCAGAGAUAAGGGGCAGGGAGACGUUGGUUUUCACCAUGAAUUUUGAAGGUCUCGACCCCUCCCUUGCUGAGUAUGCUCCCACGUUGCACCCGGCGCUGGAUCCCGUGCUGGACCCCCACCUCAACCCCAGCCUGCUGCAGAACGUGGAGCUGGAUCCCGAGGGGGUGCCCUUAGAGGGCAUCGCGGUGCCAGAGUCUGUGCACAUCGUGGAGGGCAUGUACAGCGAGCUGCACACCGCCGUCUCCGAAGUGGGCGUGCCCGUCUCCGUCUCCCAUUUUGACCUCCAUGAAGAAAUGCUGUGGGUUGGGAACCAUGGGGGCCACGCCACCUCGUUCUUUGGCCCAACGCUGGAGCGGUACUCCUCCUUCCAAGUGAACAGCAGCGAUGACAUCCGGCAGAUCCAGAGCCUGGAGAGUGGGGUCCUUUUCCUGACCAAAACCAACCUGAAGUGCAUGUCACGAGGAGGCCUCAUCAUAUUUGACUACCUCAUGGAUGAGGCUGAGGACAUGCACAGCCUCCUGCUCACGGACAGCAGCACUCUGCUGGUCGGCGGACUGCAGAACCACGUGAUCGAGAUAGACCUCAACACCGUGCAGGAGACGCAGAAGUACACCGUGGAGGUACCUGGCAUCACCAUCAUGAGGCAAUCAAACCGCUUCUUUUUCUGCGGACACACCUCGGGGAAGGUCUCCUUGAGGGAUCUACGCACGUUUGUGGUGGAACACGAGUUCGAUGCCUACUCAGGCAGCUUGUCUGAUUUUGACGUCCACGGGAACCUGCUGGUGACCUGCGGCUUCUCCAGCCGGAUGAACGGCCUGGCCUGCGACCGCUUCCUGAAGGUGUACGACCUGCGCAUGAUGCGAGCCACCACCCCUCUGCAGGUCCACAUCGACCCCUUCUUCCUCCGCUUCAUCCCCACCUACACCUCCCGCCUGGCCAUCAUCUCCCAGACAGGUCAGUGCCAGUUCUGCGAGCCCACCGGCCUCGCCAACCCGGCCGACAUCUUCCACGUGAACACCGUGGGGCCUCUGAUCAUGACCUUCGACGUCUCGGCCAGCAAGCAGGCCCUGGCGUUUGGCGACUCCGAGGGUUGCGUGCACCUCUGGGCCGACUCCCCGGAGGUCACCUUCAACACUUACUCCCGGGAGACCGACUUUGCUCUGCCCUGCAUUGUCGACACGCUGCCACACUUGGACUGGAACCAGGACCUCGUGCCCCUCUCGCUCAUCCCUGUGCCGCUGACCAGCGAGACCCUGCUGUCGGACUGGCCUGCCGCCAACUCGGCCCCGGCACCCCGGCGAGCUCCUCCAGUAGAUCCUGAGAUUUUACGCACCAUGAAGAAAGUGGGGUUCAUUGGCUACGCUCCAAACCCGAGGACCAAGCUCCGCAACCAGAUCCCCUAUCGGUUAAAAGAGGCAGACAACGAGUUCGACAGCUUCAGCCAAGUUCCCGAGUCCCCGAUUGGGAGGGAGGAGGAACCUCACCUCUACAUGGUGGCCAAGAAGUACAGGAAGGUCACAAUCAAAUACUCCAAACUGGGGCUGGAAGAUUUUGAUUUCAAGCAUUAUAACAAGACACUGUUUGCAGGCCUGGAGCCCCAUAUCCCCAAUGCCUACUGCAACUGCAUGAUCCAGGUGCUGUAUUUUUUGGAGCCUGUCCGCUGCCUGGUCCAGAACCACCUGUGCCAGAAGGAGUUCUGCCUGGGCUGUGAGCUGGGCUUGCUCUUCCACAUGCUGGAUCUGUCCCGAGGAGACCCUUGCCAGGGAAGCAACUUCUUGCGGGCUUUCCGCACAAUCCCAGAGGCUUCAGCACUGGGGCUGAUCCUGGCUGACUCAGACGAAGCCACAGGGAAAGUGAACCUGGGGCGGCUGAUUCAGAGCUGGAACCGUUUCAUCCUGACCCAGCUGCACCAGGAGACUCAGGAGCAGGAGGGACCACAGGCUUAUCGGGGGGCUGGCAGCAGCACCUUUGGGUCCUCGGGGGACUCGGUUAUCGGGCAGCUGUUCAGCUGUGAGGUGGAGAACUGUAGCAUGUGCCGCUGCGGAAAGGAAACCGUCCGUGUGUCCUCCACGCUGCUCUUCACCCUCUCCUACCCUGAGAGCACUGAAAAACCAGCGAAAGACUACGAGUUUGCCCAAAUUUUAAAGCGAAGCAUCUGCUUGGAGCAGAACACGCAGGCCUGGUGUGAGAACUGUGAGAAGUACCAGCCCACGGUCCAGACCCGGAAUAUCCGCUGCCUUCCAGAUGUCCUGGUCAUUAACUGUGAGGUGAACAGCUCCAAGGAAGCAGAUUUCUGGAAGACACAGGCUGAGUAUGCCUUUCAGAGAGCCAUGAUGAAGAGAGGAGGCUUUGAGAUCACCAAAGGCAAAGAAAUCUCUCUUGGAGACUGGAAGGAACUGGGAAACCCCGAGGUGGGGCAUUCGUAUCCUUCCGUGGAGGAACUGAAGAAUAUUUGGAUCCCCCACGCCAUCAAGAUGAGGCUGACCAAGAAUAAGGAGCUAGAUGUGUGCAACUGGAGCGAAAGCGAUGAGCUGUGUCCAUCCGACGACCCCGAGUCGGUGUAUGUCUACGAUCUCAUGGCCACGGUUGUCCACAUCCUGGAUUCCCGCACGGGGGGCAGCCUGGUGGGUCACAUCAAAGUGGGAGAGACCUACCACCAAAGGAAGGAGGGAGUCACGCACCAGCAGUGGUAUCUCUUCAACGACUUCCUCAUUGAGCCUGUGGAUAAGUGCGAGGCGGUGCAGUUUGACAUGAGCUGGAAGGUGCCCGCUAUCCUGUACUAUGCCCGGAGGAACCUCAACUCCAAGUACAACCUCGUCAUCAAGAACCCAAUUGAAGCCAGCGUACUGCUGGCAGAGGCCUCUCUGGCUCGCAAGCAGCGCAAGUGCCAUGCCACCUUCAUCCCCCUCAUGCUGAGUGAGAUGCCGCAGGCGGGUGACCUGGUGGGGCUGGAUGCCGAGUUUGUCACGCUGAACGAGGAGGAGGCUGAGCUGCGCAGUGACGGGACCAAAUCCACCAUCAAGCCCAGCCAGAUGUCGGUGGCCAGGAUCACGUGCGUGCGGGGCCAGGGCCCUAAUGAGGGCGUGCCCUUCAUUGAUGACUACAUCUCCACCCAGGAGCAGGUGAGCUGGGUGUCUCGCGAAUGGGCCAAGCGGGCGGCGCUGCCCUCCCAUGUGGUGACGAUGUUGGACAACUUCCCCACCAACCUGCACCCCAUGUCCCAGCUCAGCGCCGCCAUCACCGCCCUCAACAGCGAGAGCAAAUUCGCGCGCGCUUACGCCGAGGGCAUCAACCGCGUCAAGUACUGGGAGUUUGUCUAUGAGGACGCCAUGGAUCUGAUCGCCAAGCUGCCCUGCGUCGCCGCCAAGAUUUACCGCAACCUUUACCGCGAGGGCAGCAGCAUCGGCGCCAUCGACCCCAACCUGGACUGGUCCCACAACUUCACCAACAUGCUGGGCUACACCGACCCCCAGUUCAUCGAGCUGAUGCGCCUCUACCUCACCAUCCACAGUGACCACGAAGGGGGCAAUGUCAGCGCCCACACCAGUCACCUGGUGGGCAGCGCGCUGUCCGACCCCUACCUCGCCUUCGCUGCUGCCAUGAACGGGCUGGCCGGGCCCCUGCACGGUCUCGCCAACCAGGAGGUGCUGCUGUGGCUCACGGACCUGCAGAAAGAGCUGGGCCAGGACGUGUCGGACGAGAAGCUGAGGGAUUUCAUCUGGAACACGCUCAAUUCGGGUCGGGUGGUGCCGGGCUACGGGCACGCCGUGCUGCGGAAGACGGACCCGCGCUACACGUGCCAGCGGGAGUUCGCCCUCAAGCACCUCCCCAAGGACCCCAUGUUCAAGCUGGUGGCUCAGCUCUAUAAGAUCGUCCCCAACGUGCUGCUGGAGCAGGGCAAGGCCAAGAACCCGUGGCCCAACGUGGACGCACACAGCGGGGUGCUGCUGCAGUACUAUGGCAUGAAGGAGAUGAAGUACUACACGGUGCUCUUCGGGGUGUCCCGCGCGCUGGGCGUCCUCUCGCAGCUCAUCUGGAGCCGGGCUCUGGGCUUCCCCCUGGAGCGCCCCAAAUCCAUGAGCACCACGGGGCUGAUGCAGCUCGUGGGCUACAAGUCCGGGAUCCGGCCGGGCUCCCCUGCCAGCGAGCACCAACCUUCCUCCUCUCCAGGGCAGGCAGAGCUGACCCGGGAGCUCCUCCAUCGCGGGCACAGGAGCUGGAGCCCUCUGGCCUUGCAGAGUUAAGAGGAACGAAGGGUUUUU
Molecule: messenger RNA, 4435 nt
Organism: Numida meleagris (helmeted guineafowl)
Lineage: Eukaryota; Metazoa; Chordata; Aves; Galliformes; Numididae
Gene: PAN2
Product: PAN2 poly(A) specific ribonuclease subunit
Exons: 29
Coding region: 209-4417 (1402 amino acids)
Biological process (GO): nuclear-transcribed mRNA poly(A) tail shortening; tricarboxylic acid cycle; mRNA processing
Cellular component (GO): PAN complex; P-body
Molecular function (GO): acyltransferase activity, acyl groups converted into alkyl on transfer; poly(A)-specific ribonuclease activity; protein binding
Source: RefSeq, a predicted model, not a curated record